Hirsutella rhossiliensis is the source of this 2919-nucleotide messenger RNA. Its product is annotated as C2H2 finger domain-containing protein. The record is from RefSeq and is a predicted model, not a curated record. NCBI's taxonomy places the organism in Eukaryota, Fungi, Ascomycota, Sordariomycetes, Hypocreales, Ophiocordycipitaceae. The transcript is spliced from 2 exons. Bases 1 to 2919 code for a protein of 972 amino acids.
AUGGCUUCGACCUUUGCCGUGGCCCCUGGCUCUCUCAACGGCCGGGACUCCGAGCCCCGCCGUCUUUCCCCGCCUGCCUUCGCCCAUCAGCGCCUCUCGCUCUCGCCCGACGACAGCAACCUCGUCUGUAGCCAGUUCGCCUCCCCUUCCGGCGACCUAUCCGACACGCCUGCCGGCUCCUCCACCAACCUGAGUCACUACCAGCCCAGCGACCUCGGCGACUUUGACGGCGACCCCUUCUUUGGGGCAGACUUCGCCAACUUGCAAGCCGACACCCCGUCCUUCCUCGACGACCAGUCUGCCUUGGACCAACCAGCCCUAUUGACCAGCGCCCCUCAUCGCCGACAUGAAAUUGGCGACGGCACUUCGUAUCCUCUAACCCCGACGCACACGGCCUCUGUCCACACUACCACGCCGCGGAGUGAAGCCAGGGACCCGGGCCCCAUGCCAACCCCAGACCCUCCCAUGCUUUGGGUCUCUCCAGAGCAGCUCCAAAAGUCCUUUGAGCCCACCCGCAUCACCAUUGAGGCGUCCAACCUCACGCCUAGCCACACCAGCAGCAACCGUACGAGCGAGGACGGCCUAGCUCCGGCCCCCGUUGUCAUGGACCCUCCGAGCCCAAGGGUCACUGUGUCCGUGUGGGACAAGGACUACGGGUCACGAGCCCCCCCCGUAGAACGAAGCUUUGACGACAACUCAAAUGCGACGCGAGGCGACAUCCGCUCCGCAGGCGAUCUCAUCUCCUCGGCCCACGGCCCCGACUUCAUCCCCGGGACCCGAGUCUCGCGAGGUCGGUGGCAGGCCGACCCGGCCACGCAGCGCCGGGGCCUUGAUCCUGAACGCCGCCCUGCAGGUGAGACCCCGAGCAUCAAAGAGGUCAUGGCCCAAAGAAGUGCCCGGGAACGUAACCAAGAGGUCGACAAGUGGCUCGCCGAGCGUCUCGAUGCCGCAUUGGCCUAUCACGCGACCGACUUUCAGGCCCUUGAGCAGUCGACCUCUGACCACGAUGACGGCAUCCCGCUCGGCGACCAAACUGAGAACAAAUACCUUGCCGGACAGACUUAUUACAAUGAACAGGGCUCCGGCCAGAUGAGCCAGGUCGAUCGCGACAUCAUUGCGGCAGACCACAAGUGGGCAGAUGCCCCGGUGCUCCCUCACAUCACCCGGGGCGUCUCCGAUCCCUGCCAGCCGCAAUCAUCCCAGGCUGCCAUUGACAAGUUUGAGAGAAUGUGUCGCGACAAUGACUCGAUAAUCUCGAGAUCGGCGACGUGGGGCACUCGGCGGCGGAGCCAUCCCAGCGUUCUCGACUUGGCUGUCGAAACAAGCACGAGCGGAGGCUUCUUGAAGAAGCUGUCCAUGAGUCGAGGCAGCGGCGACAAGAGCAGCAAGUCAGGCAGCUUGCUGAGAGACCUUCGUGGCCUUGUUAGACGGCCAAGCGUCAGCUCCCUGCGCAAGCGCUCUCGCAGUCGCUCCCGCAGCGGCAGAGAUGACGAGGCCGCCGCGCAGCCGGGUGGAGAGCAGCAGGUCAAACGCGAGAGCACGCCCCAUCUCUCGCCCACAUCGGGAACGCCAAGCUGGGCAAAGAAGUCUACGCCGAGCAUCAACACGGCGCUGGCCUCCAUGGCCCAUAACUUUGUCUCCAUGGGGUCGUCCCGUUCGCGGAGCGGGUCCAUCAGCGGCACGACGCCGGCAGCCUCCCCCAAGAACAGCCUCACCAGCAGCCUCAGUGUCAGAAACACGCUGAGGCGUCCGCGCAGCAAGUCGGAGAUACCAAAGACGUCCGUCACCCCGGCCAACCCCACCGAGAGCCACCCGAAUCUCGUCGGGAUGUGGAAGAGAUCCGGCGGCCCGCCGGUGGCGACUCUCGGCAAGUCGAGCGACGCCCACGCCGACGACGACGAUGACGACGACGACGAGGAGCUCUACGACGAAAACGACGUCAAGGCGAACCCCAACAUCAUCGACGACAUCCCGACCAACUUUGCGGGCUUCCAGCAGCAUGUCCUGACCCUGAACCCGGGCCUGGACAAAACCCACGGCUACUUGGUCGACCGCAUUGCUCAGCAGCAAGUCGUCAGGUUUAAACUCCUGCUGAGCGCAAAGGUCAAGCACCUCGGCCUCGGCGCAGCCUGCCCAUGCGGCACGCCGUGCGCGGCACUGGGGGAUUCCGCCAACGCCCUCGACCAGAGAGGUGACGCCUGGGGGAUGGAACCCUUCCCGACGCAGUUGAACGACGGCGACGACGCCGCAUCGAACGAGGGUGUCAUCACCCAGGAGAGCUUCCCUCAAGACAUUCCCAUGCCCCCGACGCAGCGCCUACCGGCCGAAUUUGAGUGCCAGCUCUGCUUCCAGCGCAAGAGGUUCCAGAAGCCGUCAGACUGGACCAAGCACGUGCACGAGGACGUGCAGCCCUUUACCUGCACCUGGGACAAGUGCCGGGACCCCAAGUUCUUCAAGCGCAAGGCCGACUGGGUGCGUCACGAAAACGAAGGCCACCGACACCUGGAAUGGUGGACUUGCGAUGUCGACGACUGCCGGCACACGUGCUACCGACGGGACAACUUUCUGCAGCACCUGGUGCGCGAGCACAAGUUCCUGGAACCAAAGGUCAAGACAAAGGCGGCCAUGAAGCGGGCGGGAGGGACGGAUCCGACCUGGCACAAGGUGGAGCAGUGCCACAUCGAGACAUCGACGCGGCCGCAGGAGGAGCCGUGUCGGUUCUGCGGCAAGGUGUUCCCGACGUGGAAGAAGCUGACGGUGCACCUGGCCAAGCACAUGGAGCAGAUUUCGCUGCCAGUGCUUCGCCUCGUGGCGGCCAGGGCCAAGGAGCUGGACGCCGACACCAUUCCAGACGACUCCGGCCACGGGAUACCCGGGCAUGUCGGGGCAGCAGGACCAAUACCAGGGCGAGGGCCAUGA